This is a messenger RNA of Neltuma alba, 1031 nucleotides long. Its product is annotated as two-component response regulator ARR6-like. The record is from RefSeq and is a predicted model, not a curated record. Gene Ontology annotation, biological process: phosphorelay signal transduction system; cytokinin-activated signaling pathway. The transcript is spliced from 5 exons. The coding region runs from base 210 to 848 and encodes 212 amino acids. NCBI's taxonomy places the organism in Eukaryota, Viridiplantae, Streptophyta, Magnoliopsida, Fabales, Fabaceae.
GGUGGCGUAAUCCUGUCUCGUAGAUUUGCAAAGAUCUUCCAGAUUUGGAUCCCCCGAAUCUCUUUCCUUUUCUCUCAAUCAAACCUCUACCUUCUCUUUCGUCUUUUAUAAGCAUCUCUUUCCUCUACCUUCUCAUUUCAUUUCAUCUUCUCAGCCUAACAGUUCCAUUCCUCAUUUCCUCCUGCCAAGCACCCCUCUGAGGAUCCGAUAUGACUAUCGCCGGCGACAUUUUCAGGCUCAAUUUGCCUCAGGUUCUCGAUGAAUCCCCUUCCUGUUCUCAGGAGCUCCAUGUUCUUGCCGUCGAUGACAGUCACGUCGAUCGUAAGGUCAUCGAACGCCUGCUCAAAAUUUCUUCUUGCAAAGUGACGGUUGUGGAUAGUGGAACCAGAGCUUUGCAAUACUUGGGAUUAGAUGGAGAGGAGAACUCCAUUGGGUUUAAUACUGCAAAGGUUAAUCUAAUCAUGACGGACUAUUCCAUGCCGGGGAUGACAGGAUAUGAACUUCUUAAGAAGAUCAAGCAGGAGUCAUCUAUUUUUAGAGAGAUUCCAGUGGUGAUCAUGUCUUCUGAGAACAUUUUGACACGGAUUGAUAGGUGUUUGGAGGAAGGAGCAGAGGAAUUUCUAUUAAAGCCAGUGAAGUUAUCAGAUGUUAAACGAUUGACUGACUUCAUCAUGAGGGGUGAAAUGGAGGGAAAGGAGAAAAGAUCUCAUAAAAAAAGGCGAUUUGAUGAUCCAAGUUCGUCUCCUUCAACACUGACCUCAUCGAAGUCUCAUCCAUGUGAUUCGUCAUCACCUCGACUGUCAUCAUUGUCCUCCAAGAGAUCUAUAUUACUACCAGAUUUUGAAUAGGGCAUUCUUUGUAUCCAUUUUCCGUACAAAUUAUAUUCGUGUCUUGGAGCCUCUCAUGUAUACACUAACCAUUAAAGAUUGCUGAUAGGUCCUAGAGUCACGAUUUUUUGCCCCCAUUAGCGGAUUCUGCCUCUGUACAGAUGAGAUUUGUUAAAAAAUCAAUAAAAAGCCUCUAUUGUUAAU